This is a messenger RNA of Paramecium primaurelia, 4310 nucleotides long. The record is from the annotation of a GenBank genome assembly. Lineage: Eukaryota; Ciliophora; Oligohymenophorea; Peniculida; Parameciidae.
AUGGUUUAGACAUAAAAAGAUGUAAUAUCUUCAAAACAUAAGCAAAUUGAUGAAGAAUUAUUUCAUCUUAAAUCAAUAUUUUAAGAAAAGGCAUAUAAAGAGGCCACAAAUUUAAAAUUACCUAUAAUAGAUAAGAAUGAAUAUUAAUAUUUCACUCUAUAGAAUGGAUUAAAAGUAUUAGUGAUAUAAGAUCCAGAAGCUAAAAUUGCAUAAGCAGCAUUAUGUGUAAAUGUAGGUUCAUGGACAGAACCAGAUGAAUAUCCAGGUUUAGCUCACUUUUUAGAACAUAUGUUAUUUUAAGGAUCAAAGAGUUAUCCAUAGGAAGGAUAUUUUUAAAAAUUGGUAGCAGAAGGAGGUGGAUCAACAAAUGCAUAUACUAGAGGAGAAGAAACAAAUUAUUAUAUGAAAAUAAAUAAUGAAAGAGUAGUGGAAGCUUUAUAAGUGUUUGCUCAUUUUUUUAUUGAUCCUUUAUUGGAUUCAAGUAUGGUUGAUAGAGAAGUAAAUGCAGUAAAUAGUGAAUAUGAAAUAGCAGUAUCAGGUGAUUUAUGGAAGAUUUCACAUUUAUUUUAGAUUUUAUCAAAUAAACCAAUAGGUAGAUUUACAAUAGGUUCAUUAAAAACUUUAAAAGAUCCUAUGAAAGAAUUAGUAAAAUUUCAUUCACAAUACUAUAGUGCAAAUAUUAUGAGUUUAGUGGUAAAAUCAAAUUAUCCUGAUAUGGCCAAAUGGAUUAGAGAAUAAAGUGAUUUUUCAUAAAUACCAAAUUUGAAUUUAAAAAAAAGAUCAAAAUUACAUUUACCUUUAAAGAAAACAGGUUUAAUGGUUAAAUAUAAAACAAAUGGAGAUAAAAAUUAAUUAAUUUUAGCUUAUUAAUUGGAUUCUCCUAGAAGUGCUAAAAAAAGCAAAACUUUACCUAUGAUAGCAUCAUUAAUAAAAUCAAAACAUAAGGAAGGAUUAUUAGAUUAUUUAGUUAGAUAAAAAAUGGCUUUAAAUGUUGAUGCAGGUACAUUUUUAGAAGGAAAUGGAGAUUUUACAUUCUUUCUUAUAGAAAUUGAAUUAAUUGAAGGAGUAGAUGAACUUAAAGUAGCUGAAACUGUUACUGGAUAUUUUAAUAAUAUGUUAGAUUAAUUCUUUUAAGAAGAAGAUAAAAAUGAAAUUAAUUAUACACCAUAUUUAGAAGAAAUAUGGUAACAAUACAAAUAAUUACAAUUAUCAUAAUACAAUUAUUUAGAUAACAAUCAUUAUCCUACUGUAUAAUAAAUAGCUCAUAAUCUAAAUUACUUUGAUUAUACUGAUGCUAUGAGUAUUGAAUUUUUAUAUGAGGAAUUCUAACCUGAAAUUAUAUAUAAUUAUUUGACUGAAAUGCUCAAUCCAUCAAAUAUUGUUAUAUUUCAUGGUUCACCUAAAUUUACUAAUCUUAAAUAAUCAUCAGAAUUAUAUAGAUUAGAAUAUGAAAUUUAAACUCUUUCUAGAGAACAGAUUAAAAAAUUAUCUAGUGCUGUUACUACUAAAGUUGUACUUUUUGAUUGGAUCAAAAGUAAAUAAUUACCAUUGUUAUUACCUAAAAUUAACACUUUCAUUCCUAAAGAUUUUAGUAUUAAAUCUCUAUGUAGAGAAUAAACUUCAUUUAUAUAAGCUCCUCUUGUAUUUAAAAGCAAAGAAGACUGUAUUUAACAUGAAAAAGAAUAUGAAACCAUUAAUCAUUAUCCUCUUAUGAUUAAAAGAACUGUUGAAACNGAAAUAGCAGUAUCAGGUGAUUUAUGGAAGAUUUCACAUUUAUUUUAGAUUUUAUCAAAUAAACCAAUAGGUAGAUUUACAAUAGGUUCAUUAAAAACUUUAAAAGAUCCUAUGAAAGAAUUAGUAAAAUUUCAUUCACAAUACUAUAGUGCAAAUAUUAUGAGUUUAGUGGUAAAAUCAAAUUAUCCUGAUAUGGCCAAAUGGAUUAGAGAAUAAAGUGAUUUUUCAUAAAUACCAAAUUUGAAUUUAAAAAAAAGAUCAAAAUUACAUUUACCUUUAAAGAAAACAGGUUUAAUGGUUAAAUAUAAAACAAAUGGAGAUAAAAAUUAAUUAAUUUUAGCUUAUUAAUUGGAUUCUCCUAGAAGUGCUAAAAAAAGCAAAACUUUACCUAUGAUAGCAUCAUUAAUAAAAUCAAAACAUAAGGAAGGAUUAUUAGAUUAUUUAGUUAGAUAAAAGAUGGCUUUAAAUGUUGAUGCAGGUACAUUUUUAGAAGGAAAUGGAGAUUUUACAUUCUUUCUUAUAGAAAUUGAAUUAAUUGAAGGAGUAGAUGAACUUAAAGUAGCUGAAACUGUUACUGGAUAUUUUAAUAAUAUGUUAGAUUAAUUCUUUUAAGAAGUAGAUAAAAAUGAAAUUAAUUAUACUCCAUAUUUAGAAGAAAUAUGGUAAUAAUAUAAAUAAUUGCAAUUAUCACAAUUCAAUUAUCUAGAUAAUAAUCAUUAUCCUACUGUAUAAUAAAUAGCUCAUAAUCUAAAUUACUAUGAUUAUACUGAUGCAAUGAGUAUUGAAUUUUUAUAUGAGGAAUUCUAACCUGAAAUUAUAUAUAAUUAUUUGACUGAAAUGCUCAAUCCAUCAAAUAUUAUUAUAUUUCAUGGUUCACCUAAAUUUACUAAUCUUAAAUAAUCAUCAGAAUUAUAUAGAUUAGAAUAUGAAAUUUAAACUCUUUCUAAAGAAUAGAUUAAAAAAUUAUCUAGUGCUGUUACUACUAAAGUUGUACUUUUUGAUUGGAUUAAAAGCAAAUAAUUACCAUUGUUAUUACCUAAAAUUAAUACAUUCAUUCCUAAAGAUUUUAGUAUUAAAUCACUUUGUAGAGAGUAAACUUCAUUUAUAUAAGCUCCUCUUGUAUUUAAAAGCAAAGAAGAUUGUAUUUAACAUGAAAAAGAAUAUGAAACCAUUAAUCAUUAUCCUCUUAUGAUUAAAAGAACUGUUGAAACUAAAGCUUGGUGGAAAUUAUAAAGAUAAUUUUAAGUUCCUCAAAUAUUUACAGGUGUUAUGUUUAAUACACCUAAAUCUAUUAAUUCAUUAAAGGAUAAACUCUUAAUUUAAGUAUUUAAUACUCUUGUAACUGAUAAUUUAAAUUAAGAAAUCUAAGAAGCUAUAGAUGCUGGAUAUCAAUUUUAAUUUACUCCAAGUAUUAAGGGAGUUUCACUUGAAUUAUAUGGAUGGUCUGAUAAUUAUUAAUUAUUCUUUGAAAAAGUUCUUUAAUCCAUUAAUAAUAUAAAAUAUGAUUCAUUCUAUUAGGUGAAAUAGAAAUUGAUGAUUCAUUACAAUAAUAUUUAUUAAGACAAAUUAUUUAGAGUAGCUAUGUCAGAAUAUUUGAAUUAAGUUGUUUAAGCUUAAUAUUAUACUUCUCAACUCUUUUAAGAAGAAUUGGCAAACCUAAAUUUGGAAAGUCUACAAGAAUUUCAUUAAAAUUAUUUCUCUAACUUUAGAGUAUCAUCUUUUGUGAGUGGUAACAUUCUUAGAUCUGAAGUAGAAGAUCUAUUACAUUCUAUAAGGAAAGUUUUUCAUAAAUCAAGUAGUCAUACAUCAGAAGAACCUCAUGUUUUUAAUAUAAGAGAUUUCACAAACAAAAAUGUUGUUUUUCCUUUAAUUCAUAAAGGUGGUGAUAAUAAUGAUGUUAAUGGAGUAACAAUUAAUUAUUAUUAAAUUGGUCAUAGAAACAAAAAGAAUUUUGCUAUAAUGAAUCUAAUUCAAUAAUUCUUCCAUAAUCAUGCUUUCUAAUAUCUAAGAACUGAGAGAUAAUUAGGUUAUGUUGCUUUAAUGAGAUUCAUUCCAAUUGGUUGUAUAGAUGGUGCUGCAAUUAUUGUUUAAGGAACAGCAUAAAUGCCUUAUAUUGUUAAUUAACAUAUUGAAGACUUUUUGAAACAAUUCCAUAAUGUUCUUUUAUAAUUAGCUGAUGAUUAAUUAGAUAAUAUAAAAAAUGGAGCUGUAUUAAUUGUAUUGUAUUUUAGAAAUCUGCUCUUUAAGAGAAGGAUAAAUCAUUAUAUGAUGAAAGUGCUUAUAUUUGGAGUUAGAUAAGAGGUAACAAUCUUUAAUUAGAAGAGAAAGAAAUUGCUAUUGCUAUGAUAGAUGAAAUAGUAUAGAAGGUAUUAUUAAUUAUUAUUAUUAAGGAUAUCAUAGAGUUUUAUGAAAAAUAUUUUAUUAAAUAAUAAAAUAAGUUAAGUUUAUAAAUUUAUGGUAAAGGUUUGAGUGAAUAAUUUAAUUAAGUUAAAGAUAAUUUAUUAGAUAAAGAAUAGAUUAUUGAAUUGAAAACUCUUAAUGAAUUUAAAUGUGCUUAUACCUUAAAUAAUUUAUGA